UAUUCAUCAGUCAGUUUUGCAAGUGGUGUUUAACAGUUUAGAAAUAUUACAUUUUCUGUUUUGUGUUUGGCUGAUUAGAUUUUCCAUUCAAAAGCAGUGGUGCAGUCGUACCUAAUGAAGUGGCCUUAGCAUUGAUGAGGUACAAAUGGUGUGCCGUGUAUAUUUACAUGGUGAAAUAAUUUCGGUCUCUUUUUACAGGUGGACAGCAUUAUUGAAAUCUUCCAGACAAACAAAGACAAACCGCCUUUCACUAAAGAUGAGCCCCCGGUGGCCGGAUCAAUCCGCUGGGUCCGAUCUCUUCUCUACCGCAUUAAAUGCACCAUUCUUCCAUUCCUGGAAGUGCCAGAGAUGCAGGAGAGUGAAAAAUGCAAAGUGGCCAAGGACAAGUAUACACAAGUGGCACUGCAGUUCAGAGACUAUGAAACACAGAAGUAUGAGGACUGGCUGACUGAGACUGAGAACACGCUGCCUUUGUUGAUGAAAAAAAACCUACUGGUCACGGUUAAGCCUGAAAACCAGACUGUUAUUAAGAACUCCUCAGCAUCUGAUAACAAGCUACAGCAGAGGAAGCGGUUUCUCGUCAACUUUGCUCCCGAAAUCACAGAAAUUAUUUUGGAGACCAACAGCCUGGGAUCACUAGGCUACCCUGUUCCAGAUGUGGCACAAAAUGUUGCUCUACAAAAGCACAGAUUUGUCAAGUAUGUUGAAGACCUGACCAACCUUGUAAACAGCUACAACUCUGCAAUGGACAGCCUCACUGAACCAAAGGUCAUUAUGUUGGCUCAACAGAUCAGAACUGUCAAAGAAGUGAUGCAUUCUGGGUGCAAAAGAAUCAACUGGUAUUCCCUGGGUAUUUCCAAUUUCAUCAAACAAGGACUCCAGGUCGUGUCUAAAUUUAAGUUGGUCAUUAAUCAGAUUCAGAAGAAUGAAAGUGAAAUUGAUGCCAAGCUCCAGUCCAUGGUGAUGGCUAACUUGCUAAAAGUUCCUGUUCUAGAUAAAUCAAAUGAACUGCCGGGUCUAAAGGAGUUCUGUGAACGAAUCGAACGAGAGAGGGCAAAAACUGUCCACGUGCUAAAGAGGAAGUACACUGACAUUCGAGCACUCAUUACUAAAACAGAACAUCUAAUCAUGGAGACUAGCAGUGGCAAAGCAAAAAGUAUGGUGGAUUAUUACAGCCACUGGGAACGAAAGGUGAUGGACUCCCUUGUAAAGAUGAUACUGAGGAACCUCCAGGCCUUCAACAAUGCACUAAUGGGAAGUGCCGUGUUAUUCCAAGUGGAUGCCAUCCUGUCUGCUCCUAAGAUUGUGCUACAGCCCCAGAGUAAAGAGAUCUACUGGCUGCUCAUGCAGUGUGUCAGAGACUGUGUGGAGAGCACCAAGCAAUUUGUACGAUGGAUGCGUGGAACCUGCAUUGAAUGCCCUCCACAGCGAGUGGGCACAGAGGAGGAAAUGGUAACAUUCAGCUUCUACACCGACAUGUGCCAGCAUCCUCAGAUCAAUGAAAGCGCCAUGACUGUGUCUCAGAACAUCCAACGACUUUUCUUCUCUGUGGAGCGCUACCUGAGUCACUGGAAACGCUAUCGGCCCCUGUGGGAGAAGAACAAACUGAUAAGCAAUGAAAAGUUCGCAGAGAGAAAACCCUCCUGUGUCAUGUACGACGAUAAACUGCAGUUUCUUUCUCGGAUCAAUCAGGAGGUUUUGUCUGAGCCCCUGUUCAAGACCUUUCACAUUGUCCACCUAAACCUGGAGCCUCUGCUCCACACUGUACACAAGACUGUGGAGUCCUACAUCAUCUCCCUGGGUUCACUGCUCAAGAAAUCUGCCAAAGAGGAGCUCUACAGCCUAAAGGAUGAACUCAUGCACCUCUCGGCAAAGCUGAAACAAAGCCCUGCCACAUUUGAUGAUCUGAAGUCCAUUCUUGGCACGAUCGCAGACAUCAGAGACAUGUCUCUGCAGGUGGAGAUGAGAUACAUCGAUAUAAAGGAGAGAUACAGGACACUGGCCAUGUACGAGAUGGAGGUCGGAGAGGAUGAACUGGAGCUGAAUAAAAAUAUUGACCAGAUGUGGAAAGACCUGUUUGAAGAAUCCAGACGAGUCGAUGAAAGUUUGACAGAUGUCAAGAAAUCCUUCACUGAGACUACAAAGGAGAAAAUUGAAGAGUUUAUGCAGGACGUGUGUAUUUUUGCUGAAAGCUUCCAUAUGCGUGGACCUGGAGCGGUGGGAGAUGAUUUGGAGAAAGGAAUGUCUAUUUUGGGCAAAUAUGAAGCAGAUCUUGCCAAGAUGGUGGCAAAAUGGCAGGAGUUAUCCAAUGCUGAAAAACUGUUGGACCUGCAUGUUACUGUGUACCCAGAAGUUAUCAACGUGCAGAAGGAUAUGAAGAACCUGAGAGUCAUUUAUGACUUGUACACAUCUCAAAAGGAUGCAAAGACCAAAUGGUCUGAGACCCUGUGGGGGGAUUUAAACAUCCAGCUGCUGCAAGAAGGAGCUGAGGGCUUCAUCAAAAGCUUCAGGCAGUUGCCCAAAGAUGUCCGGGCGAUGUCAGUGGCAUUUUUCCUGGAGGGACGCAUGAAAGAGUUCAGGGACACUCUGCCUCUCCUGCUGGACCUGAAGAAUGAGGCCCUGAGAGAACGACACUGGAAGGAACUGAUGCAAAGAACCGGAACGUCCUUCGACAUGAACCUUGACAGUUUCACUCUGGAGAACAUGUUUGCCAUGGAGUUGAAUAAAUAUGCAAAUGUAAUAGGAGAGAUUGUCACCUCUGCUGUUAAGGAGCUCAGCAUUGAGAAGGGAGUGAAGGAGGUGGUGGAGACCUGGGAGAACGCCAAGUUCACUGUUCAGCCAUAUUUCAAGGGGUCUCAGGAACGUGGAUCCAUUCUGGGAGUAGUAGACGAGAUUCUCCUGAAUUUGGAAAAUGAUACCAUGAACUUGCAGAGCAUGGCAGGAAGUUGUUUCAUCGGUCACUUUCUUGAUGUCAUCCAACAACUGGAAAAAGAACUUUCCCUCAUUAGUGAAACCAUAGAGGUGUGGUUGCUAGUGCAGCGUAAAUGGAUGUACCUAGAGAGCAUAUUUAUUGGUGGAGACAUUCGCUCACAGUUACCAGAAGAAGCCCAGACAUUUGAUACCAUUGACAAAAAGUUUAAAGAAGUAAUGGCUGACACCGUGAGGAACCCCUACAUUAAACGAUGCUGCCUGGCUCCUAACCGACUAACAGAGCUGCAGGUCCUGAGUGAGGGUCUGGAGAGGUGUCAGAAGAGUCUGAGUGACUACUUGGAUUCCAAACGGAAUGGAUUUCCUCGCUUCUUCUUUAUCUCCGACGACGAACUUCUCAGCAUCCUGGGCAGUAUUGACCCUCUCUGUGUCCAAGAGCACAUGAUCAAGAUGUACGACAACGUUGCAUCUUUGAGGUUUGAUGUGGAAAGCAACAGGGAUACAGUAGCUAAGGCCAUGGUUUCUGCUGAGGGUGAGGUGAUAGAGUUCAGGAAACCAGUGACAGUGGAAGGCAGAGUGGAGGAGUGGAUGACUGGAGUCUUACAGGAGAUGAAGAGGACCAAUAGACUCAUCACCAAGGAGGCCAUCUUUCGUUACUGUGAAGACCAGAGCAGGGUGGACUGGAUGUUGCAGUUCCAGGGCAUGAUGGUGUUGGCGGCAAACCAAGUGUGGUGGACGUGGGAGGUGGAGGACAUCUUUAAUAAGGUGAAGACAGGGGAGAAACAUGCAUUGAAGGACUACGCUCAGAAAAUGCACCAGCAGAUUGAUGAUCUGGUCAAACGUAUCACACAACCAAUGAAGAAGAACGACAGACGGAAGCUGAACACUGUGCUCAUCCUUGACGUUCAUGCUAGAGACAUUGUCGAUGGUUUUGUUCUUAACAGUAUUAACGACGCACGUGAGUUUGAGUGGGAAAGCCAACUCCGAUUCUACUGGUUCCAGGAACAGGACGACCUGUUUGUGUGUCAGUGCAGCGCUUCAUUCACGUAUGGUUAUGAAUACAUGGGAUUGAACGGUCGACUGGUUAUAACACCACUGACUGACAGGAUUUACUUAACUCUCACCCAGGCUCUGUCCAUGUACCUGGGUGGAGCUCCAGCAGGACCAGCUGGCACAGGCAAGACAGAGACCACCAAAGACCUGGCCAAGGCUUUAGGUCUGCUCUGUGUAGUAACAAACUGUGGUGAAGGCAUGGACUACAUGGCUGUGGGUAAGAUCUUCUCCGGCCUUGCCCAGUGUGGAGCCUGGGGCUGUUUUGAUGAGUUUAAUCGUAUUGAUGCCUCAGUGUUGUCAGUGAUCUCCUCCCAAAUCCAGACCAUACGCAAUGCUCUCAUACUGCACCUAAAAAGGUUUCAUUUUGAGGGACAGGAGAUCAGCUUGGACAACCGUAUGGGGAUCUUCAUCACCAUGAACCCAGGGUAUGCAGGUCGCACAGAGCUGCCAGAGUCAGUGAAGGCCCUCUUCAGGCCAGUGGUGGUCAUUGUACCAGACCUGCAGCAGAUCUGUGAGAUCAUGCUCUUCUCUGAGGGCUUCCUGAUGGCUAAGGUGCUGGCGAAGAAGAUGACAGUGUUGUAUAAACUGGCUCAUGAGCAGCUCUCCAAACAGUCCCAUUAUGACUUUGGCCUGCGAGCCCUGAAGUCUGUGCUGGUGAUGGCAGGAGAGCUGAAGAGCGGAUCACCAGAGCUGAGUGAGGAUGUGGUGCUAAUGCGUGCCCUCAGGGACAUGAACCUUCCAAAGUUUGUAUUUGAGGACGUGCCUCUGUUCCUGGGACUGAUCUCAGAUCUGUUCCCUCAGCUGAGUUGUCCUCGUGUUCGAUAUCCCAACUUUAACGACACUGUGGAGCAGAUAUUACAAGAAAACAAAUAUAUUGUCCUUCCUGACCAGGUGGACAAGGUGGUGCAGCUGUACGAGACAAUGAUGACCAGACACACGACCAUGGUCGUAGGACCCACCGGUGGAGGGAAAUCAGUUGUUAUUAGAACCUUAUGUCAAGCUCAGACCAGAAUGGGCCUUCAUACCAAGAUUUACCCUCUGAACCCAAAAGCCAUGAGUGUCAUUGAACUCUAUGGUGUCCUGGACCCCGAUACUAGAGACUGGACCGAUGGGAUUUUCUCCAAUAUCUUUCGUGACAUCAACAAGCCUACUGAUAAGGAAGAGAGGAGGUACAUCCUGUUUGAUGGUGACGUAGACGCUCUUUGGGUGGAGAACAUGAAUUCAGUCAUGGAUGACAACAAACUCCUCACGCUGGCCAACGGAGAACGGAUCCGUUUACAGAAUCACUGCGCUCUGCUGUUUGAGGUCGGAGAUCUGCAGUUUGCUUCCCCGGCCACCGUUUCCCGCUGUGGGAUGGUUUUUGUUGACCCGAAGAACCUGAGAUACGCUCCUUACUUGCAGAAAUGGCUGAGCAGCAGAUCUAAAAAGGAAGGAGAAGUUCUCAACAAACUGUUUGAAAAAUACGUGCCCAGCUGUAUCGACCUGAUUGUGGACGGCAUUGUUGACGGUAAACAGGGACAGAAGCUGAAGGCUGUGGUCCCACGGACAGAUCUGAACAUGGUGUCUCAGCUUUGCCUGAUAUUGGAUGCUCUCCUGGAGCCUGACAGCAGCAGAGCUGAAGUCCUGGAGUCUCACUUCCUGGAAGCUGUGUACUGCUCACUCGGAGCUUCCUUACUGGGAAAUGACAGGAUCACGUUUGAUGAACAUGUUAAAAGACUUUCCUGUUUGACUGUAGUGUAUGAAGAGAAACUCCUGGCUGGUCCUGGAGAGAUUCCAGGAAACCUACCAACUCUAUAUGAUUUCCACUUUGAUGGUACAGAAGAGAAGUGGGUUCCCUGGAGUUCCUUGGUCACAAAAUACAUUCACGACCCUGAAAAGAAGUUUUCCGAUAUUCUUGUGCCAACUAUCGACACUACACGAGCCAGUUGGAUCCUGGAGCAGAUGGUGAAGAUCAAGCAGCCUGUGCUUCUUGUCGGAGAAUCUGGCACUUCCAAGACGGCCACCAUUCAUAACUUCCUUAAAAACCUCAACACAGAUAAAACAAUCACUCUGAUCAUGAACUUCUCCUCCCGAACCGCAUCACUGGACGUGCAGAGGAACCUGGAGGCCAAUGUGGAGAAAAGGACCAAAGAGAUCUAUGGACCUACCAUGGGAAAAAGACUGUUGAUCUUUAUGGAUGACAUGAAUAUGCCAAAGGUGGAUAACUACAACACACAGCAGCCUAUCGCACUCCUAAAGCUCCUUCUGGACCGAGGAGGAAUUUAUGCCAGAGGAAAAGAGCUCAACUACAAAGUUCUGAAAGACCUUGGCUUCAUUGCUGCCAUGGGAAAGGCAGGAGGUGGGAGGAACGAGGUGGACCCUCGAUUCAUCUCGCUCUUCAGUGUCUUCAGCAUGCCCUUCCCUUCAGUGGAGUCACUGCACCUAAUCUAUGCCUCCAUUAUCAAAGGCCACACUAGUUCUUUUGAGGAUGCCAUCCAGAAGGUUUGUGACAAACUCACUUCCUGCACACUGGAGCUCUACAAUAACAUCAUCAAAGACCUACCACCGACUCCUUCGAAGUUCCACUACAUUUUUAACCUGAGGGACUUAUCGAGAGUCUACAAUGGACUCACCCUCACCAAAGCAGACCGGUUUUUAACUGUGACUCAGUUUGUACGAGUUUGGAGAAAUGAAUGUUUGAGAAUCUUCCAUGACAGACUGAUCGAUGAGACGGACAAAGCCUUGGUUCAAGAUCACAUCAAGAACCUGGUUGUGAACUAUUUUAGGUCAGACAUGGAUUCAGUUCUCAGGGACCCCAUUCUUUUUGGAGAUUACAGGAACGCCCUCAGUGAGAUUGAACCCAGGGUCUAUGAGGACAUGCAGGACUAUGAGGCUUCAAAAGCUCUUUUCCAGGAAAUUCUUGAAGAAUACAACGAGACAAAGACACAGAUGAACUUAGUGCUGUUUGAUGAUGCUCUGGAACAUCUGACCCGGGUUCACCGCAUCAUCCGUGUAGAUCGUGGCCAUGCACUGCUGGUUGGUGUUGGAGGCUCUGGCAAGCAGUCGCUCACAAGGCUGGCUGCCUUCACUGCUGGAUAUGAGAUGUUUGAGAUCACACUUAGUCGAGGAUAUAAUGAGUCAAACCUACGUGAAGACCUGAGAACUCUGUACUUCAAGCUGGGUAUUGAGAAUAAGAAGAUUGUGUUCCUCUUUACUGAUGGCCAUGUUGCUGAGGAAGGCUUCUUGGAACUCAUUAACAACAUGCUCACUUCAGGUAUCGUUCCUGCCCUGUUCCCUGAUGAUGAGAAGGAAUCCAUCGUUAACCAGCUUCGUGAAGAAGCUUCAAAGAAUGGAGCUGGUCCUUCUAAAGACAGUGUGUGGCAACACUAUGUUAACAAAAGUGCCAACAAUCUGCACAUUGUUUUAGGCAUGUCUCCAGUGGGAGAGACUCUGAGGACACGCUGCAGGAACUUCCCAGGACUGAUGAACAACACAGUGAUAGACUGGUUCCUUUCUUGGCCUCCACAGGCUUUAUUUGCAGUGGCCCAGUCUUUCCUGGGUGAAAGUCCCAUGAUUCCUGAGGCCCACUCUGCAGAUGUGAUAGCUCAUGUAUGCAUGGUCCACAUCUCUGUGGGUGACUACAGCAAACUGUUCCAACAAAAACUCAGACGCAGUAACUAUGUCACUCCAAAGAACUACUUGGAUUUCAUCAGUACGUACUCUAAACUCUUGAAGGAGAAGGACCAGCACAUCCUGGCUCAGUGCAAGCAUUUAGAGGGAGGUUUGGACAAACUGAAGGAGGCCAGUGAGCAGUUGUCUGAGCUGAAUGUGAAGUUGGCAGAACAGAAGGUGGUUCUUGCUGAAAAGUCUGCAGCCUGUGAAGCUCUGCUGGACGAGAUAGCUGCCAACACUACCGUGGCCGAGGAGAAGAAGACACUGGCAGAAGACAAGGCUACGGAGAUUGAGGAGCAAAAUAAAGUGAUUGCUGUGGAGAAAUGUGAAGCAGAAAGUUCCCUGGCUGAGGCUCUGCCUGCAUUAGAGGCUGCUCGCAACGCUCUACAAGACCUAGAAAAAUCAGAUGUCACUGAGAUCAGGUCCUUUGCCAAACCUCCGAAACAAGUGCAGGUGGUUUGUGAGUGUAUCCUGGUGCUGCGUGGACACAGGGAGAUCAGCUGGCAGUCUGCCAAAGGUAUGAUGUCAGAGGCGAACUUCCUGCGCUCACUGAUGGAGAUGGACUGUGAUGGCAUAAGUAACAACCAGGUCAGAACUGUCAAAGGUUUCCUGAAGAGCCUCCAGACGAGCCUGGAAGAGAUGCAGGCCAUCAGUAAGGCUGGAUCAGGAAUGCUCAAGUUUGUUGAGGCUAUUAUUGGUUACUGUGAUGUUGCCAAGGAGAUAAAACCCAAAAGGGACAAGGUGGCACGAUUGGAGAAAAACUUCUUUCAGAGUAAGAAGGAGCUGGAGCUCAUCCAGGGAGAACUUAGUGACAUCCAGAAGGAACUGCAGGCCCUGGGGGAGAAAUACCAGGAUGCCAUCACAGAGAAACAGCAGCUUCAGGAGGAGGCAGAGAUCAUGGAGAGGAGACUGAUCGCUGCAGACAAACUUAUUUCAGGCCUGAGCUCUGAGAACGAACGGUGGACGCAAGAUUUGGAGGAGUUGAAGCAGAAGCGCAUGCGUCUCCUUGGCGACUGUCUGAUCUCUGCUGCGUUCUUGAGCUAUGAAGGAGCUUUCAGCUGGGAAUUCAGGAAGGAUAUGGUCUACCAAGUAUGGAUCAAGGAUGUGCAAGAGAAAGACAUCCCCUUGAGUCAGCCGUUCAAAGUUGAAACCCUUCUGACAGAUGAAGUAGAAAUCAGCAGAUGGGGGUCAGAGGGUUUGCCUCCAGAUGAGCUGUCCGUCCAGAAUGGAAUCCUCACCACCAGGGGGAGCCGGUUCCCUCUGUGUAUUGAUCCCCAGCAGCAAGCUCUCAACUGGAUAAAGAAGAAAGAAGAAAACAACAACCUGAAGAUUUCAUCCUUCAAUGAUCCAGACUUCCUGAAGCAGCUGGAGAUGGCCAUCAAAUACGGUUUUCCAUUCCUAUUCCAAGAUGUGGAGGAGUACAUUGACCCUGUGAUCGACAAUGUUCUGGAGAAAAACGUUAAAGGAGAAGAAGGUCGACAGGUCAUCACGCUGGGUGACAGGGAGGUGGACUACGAUCCUAACUUCAAACUGUAUCUCAACACCAAGCUGGCCAAUCCUCGAUAUUCUCCAUCAGUGUUUGGAAAAACCAUGGUCAUCAACUAUACCGUGACUCUAAAGGGUCUGGAGGACCAGCUGCUGAGUGUCAUUAUGGGCUUCGAGAAAAAAGAGCUGGAGGAACUGCGUGAGCGUUUGAUCCAAGAGACUAGCAACAACAAGAAACUGCUGAAGAACCUCAGGGACUCGCUGCUCAGAGAACUGGCCACGUCUACAGGCAACAUCCUGGACAACACAGAGCUGGUUCACACCCUGGAGGAAACCAAGUCCAAAGCCAGUGAGGUCUUUGAGAAGCUUCGCUUGGCCGAGGAGACAGCUACAGACAUCGACAAACUCAGAGAUGGUUAUCGACCUGCGGCCAUGCGUGGAGCCAUUCUGUUCUUUGUUCUGACAGAAAUGUCUCUGGUGAACAGCAUGUACCAGUAUUCUCUUGCCUCCUACCUGGAGGUCUUUGACUUUUCAUUGCGCAAAUCUCUGCCCGACACUGUUCUUUCGCAAAGACUCAAAAACAUCAUCAACACGCUGACAUACAACGUUUAUAACUAUGGCUGCACAGGUUUGUUUGAGAGACACAAGCUGCUCUUUUCUUUUAACAUGACCAUAAAGAUUGAGCAGGCAGAAGGACGAGUGUAUCAGGAAGAGCUAGACUUCUUCAUUAAAGGUAAUCUAUCCCUGGAAAAGAGCAAGCGCACAAAACCAUGUGACUGGCUUCCAGAUCAGGGCUGGGAAGACAUAGUGAAACUGGCAGAGCACUUUCCUGAGAAGUGUGGCUUCCUGCUUGAUGACAUGGAGAAAAAUUCAACUGACUGGAAAGCUUGGUAUGACCUAGAUAAUCCAGAACAGGCGCCAGUCCCUAUGAAAUAUGAGGAGAACUUGUCCACUUUUCAGAAGCUUCUGUUGCUGCGCUGCUUUCGUGUUGAUAGAGUCUAUCGAGCUGUGACUGAUUAUGUCACUGUCACUAUGGGAGAGAAAUAUGUUCAGCCCCCUGUGAUCAGCUUUGAUACAAUUUAUGAACAGAGCACACCUUCCUCCCCCAUCAUCUUCAUCCUAAGCCCUGGCUCUGACCCAGCCAGUGACCUCAUGAAACUGGCUGAGAGGUCAGGCUUUGGGGGCAGCAAGUUCAAGUUCUUGGCUAUGGGUCAAGGCCAAGAGAAGGUGGCGCUGCAGCUGCUGGAAAGUGCAGUUGCUCGUGGACAAUGGCUAAUGCUACAGAACUGCCACUUGCUAGUUAAAUGGCUGAAGGACCUGGAGAAAUCGCUAGAGAGAAUCACCAAGCCCAAUCCCAACUUCCGCUUGUGGAUCACCACCAAUCCAAUCAAAGACUUCCCCAUUGGCAUCCUGCAAAAAUCACUUAAGGUGGUGACGGAGCCCCCCAAUGGACUUAAGCUGAACAUGCGGGCGACGUACUCCAAAAUCUCCCAAGAGACUUUGAGCAAAUGUCCUCACCCUGCCUUCUGUAGUGUGGUGUAUGUGCUGGCCUUCUUCCACGCUGUGGUGCAAGAGAGACGAAAGUACGGCAAGAUUGGCUGGAAUGUUCCGUAUGACUUCAAUGAGUCGGAUUUCUUUGUUUGUCUUGAGAUCCUCAACACUUACCUGACCAAAUCUCACACACAGGGAGACAGUGAUAUUCCCUGGGGGAGUCUGAAAUAUCUUAUUGGGGAGGUGAUAUACGGAGGACGAGUGAUCGACAGCUUUGACCGCAGGGUCCUGGGCGUCUACAUGGACGAGUACUUUGGAGAUUUUCUUUUUUACAAUUUCAGACAGUUUCACUUCUUCAACAACAAAGAUGUCAACUACAGUAUUCCUCCAAAUGGGCCCAAGGAAGUUUAUGUUGAUGAGAUUGACAACCUGCCCCUGGCAAAUACACCUGAGGUGUAUGGUCUUCAUUCUAAUGCAGAAAUAGGUUACUACACACAGGCAGCUAAAGACAUGUGGAGUCACCUGAUAGAGCUGCAGCCUCAGACAGGUGAAUCUGGUGGAAGCAUCAGCAGGGAUCACUACAUCAGCCAGGUGGCUCAGGACAUUCAGAACAAGCUGCCAAAGUUAUUUGACAUGGAUGUGAUCCGUAAAAGGUUUGGCUCAGACAUUUCCCCCACAUCAGUGGUGCUGCUUCAGGAACUGGAACGCUUCAACAAGCUGGUGGUCAGAAUGCGGCACUCUCUGGCUGAGCUGCAGAGGGCUCUGGCUGGAGAUGUGGGCAUGAGCAGUGAGUUGGAUGAGGUUUCCCGUGCCCUCUAUAACGGUCACAUACCUGCCAUCUGGAAGAAGUUGGCACCUGAUACCCUCAAGUCACUGGGCAACUGGAUGAGUCAUUUCAAGAGACGAUAUGAACAGUAUAGCUUCUGGGUGGAUGAAGGAGAGCCAAAGGUAAUGUGGCUUUCAGGACUUCAUAUCCCAGAAUCAUAUCUGACUGCCCUGGUCCAAGCUGCAUGCAGGAAAAAUGGCUGGCCUCUGGAUCUUUCCACACUGUACACACAGGUGACCCAGUACCAGAGUGAGGAGGAAGUUACUGACAGACCUGGACUAGGCUGUAAUGUGUCCGGCCUGUACUUGGAGGGAGCAGACUGGGACAUGGAGAACAGCUGCUUGGUGAAGAGUAAACCAAAAAGUCUGGUCACUGAGAUGCCUGUUCUCAAAGUCAUACCCACCGAGGCACGUCACCUGACACUACAGAACACACUGCGUACACCAGUGUACACCACCUCUUUACGGAGAAAUGCCAUGGGUGUGGGGCUGGUGUUUGAGGCAGAUCUGUUCACCACUAUGCACAUCUCACACUGGGUUCUCCAGGGAGUCUGUUUACUGCUCAAUGCUGACUGA
Molecule: messenger RNA, 12009 nt
Organism: Cynoglossus semilaevis (tongue sole)
Lineage: Eukaryota; Metazoa; Chordata; Actinopteri; Pleuronectiformes; Cynoglossidae
Gene: dnah10
Product: dynein axonemal heavy chain 10
Exons: 67
Coding region: 349-12009 (3886 amino acids)
Biological process (GO): microtubule-based movement
Cellular component (GO): dynein complex
Molecular function (GO): ATP hydrolysis activity; dynein intermediate chain binding; minus-end-directed microtubule motor activity
Source: RefSeq, a predicted model, not a curated record